GUGGCGGGGGCUAGGGUCAGCACGGCCUGGUUCGGAGAAUUGGAGGUGGGGGAGGAAGUGGGGAGCGUCGGUGCAGAGGCGAGCGGGGGGGAGGAGGCUGACCAUGAAGGCGCUGCUGCUGCUGGUGCUUCCCUGGCUCAGCCCGGCCAACUACACCGACAACCUGGGCAACCUGCACAUCCUCUACUCUGAGCUGUGCAAAGGGGCCUCUCACUAUGGGCUCUCAGCAGACAGGAAGCGGCGCUCGCAGGAGGGCGAGUGCACCGACAGCACGUCGGAGCUCACCCUCGCCACGCUGCCCGGCGACGGCCCCGCCUCCGGCGCCGUGGCGCUCCUGUCGGACGAGUCGGGCCUGGUGAACCCGGCCUUCGACCCCAGCAUGGAGGAGAGCAGCCAGUCGGGCAGCACCACCAGCCUGGCAGCUCGCAGCAGCAGCAAGAAGAUCAGAAACUUCGAGCGGUCGUCGGUGCGGAGCCGCUCCUUCCGGAGGCUGAACCGGGCCUUCAGCGUCCUGCGGAGGACGAAGAGCGGCACCGCCGUGAGCAACGAGACGUCGGAGGACAGGGACAACGCCCGCAACGCCUCCACGCCCCAGGAAGUGCUGCCUCUUCCCCAGCUGCACCACCUGAUCCCCGACGGCGAGCUCACGAGCAUCAAGAUCACACGGGCGGAUCCCUCGGAGCCGCUGGCCAUCACCAUCGUCGGGGGCAACGAGACCCCGCUGGUCCGCGUCCUCAUCCAAGACAUCUACAGGGAGGGCGUCAUCGCCCGGGACGGACGCCUGCUGCCCGGCGACAUGAUCCUCAAGGUGAACGGCAUCGACAUCAGCAACGUCCCCCACUGCUACGCCCUGGCCACCCUCAAGCAGCCCUGCCAGCUGCUCCGCCUGACGGUGCUCCGCGAGCAGCGCCACCGCUACCGCUCGCGCGGCGCCGCGUCCUUCGGCCCGCCGCGGGACGACAGCGUCCACGUGGUGCUGAGCAAGUCCAUCCCGGACGAGCAGCUGGGCAUCAAGCUGGUGCGGCGCCCGGAGGAGCACGGCGUCUUCGUCUUCCACCUGCUGGACGGCGGCCUGGCGGCGCGCGACGGGCAGCUGUGCGUCGGCGACCGCGUGCUCGCCAUCAACGGCCACGACCUGCGCUACGGCGCGCCGGAGCACGCCGCCCUGCUGAUCCAGGCGUCAGAGGAGGCCGUCCACUUCAUCGUGUCCCGUCAGAUCCGCCUCCCCACGCCGGAGAUCUUACAAGAGGCGCCGUGGGGGAUGGACGGGCCCCCGCCAUACUCCCCCGUGGACAUGGAGCAGACGCUACUGGACUCCUGCCAGAAGCCGGCGUGCUACGAGAAGACGGUGACUCUGACCAAGGAGCCCUACGACUCCCUCGGCAUGACGGUGGCCGGCGGCAUGUCCAGCCGAGGGUGGGACCUCCCCAUCUACGUCACCAACGUGGACUCUGACGGGGUGGUGGGGCAGGAGGGCUCCAUCCGCAAAGGUGACAUCUUGCUCAACGUGAAUGGGUUGGACCUGACGGGGGUGACGCGAGGCGAGGCCGUGGCCAACCUGAAGAACACCACCUCCCCCGUGGUGCUGAAGGUGCUGGAGAUGCGUCCUCCGGAGGAGGGGCUGCAGGAGUCGCCCCUGCCCUCCUGCCUGGGGCCCGCGCCCCCCCCCGACAGCACCAAGGGCCCGGCGCCCAGCCACGACUACUCGCCGCUGUGGGUGUCGUGGCUGCAGCUGCCCAGACACGUCUACUGCUGCAAAGACAUCGUGCUGCGGAGGAGCACCUCGGGCAGCCUGGGCUUCAGCAUCGUGGGGGGGCAGGAGGAGGUCAACUGCAACCAGUCCUUCUUCAUCCGCUCCAUCGUGGAGGGAACGCCGGCCUACAACGACGGCCGCAUACGGUGUGGGGACAUCCUGCUGGAGGUGAAUGGGACCAGCACCUGGGGGAUGACCCACACGGCGCUGGUCCGCCUCCUCAAGGAGCUGCGGGGCCGGAUCACGCUGACCAUCGUCUCGUGGCCCGGCAGCCUGCUGUAGCUCCGCCUCGCCGUGUGGGGGGCGGAGCUUAUUGGAGCUCGCUGCUUGAGGAGCUUCUGACGGCUGAGACUUUGGCCGGGACACGAGACCGGACUGGGACCAGGGGGGGACUUGCCCCUCAGAGGACGCUGAGCGCGGGGGCCUGAGCCCCCCCCCCCCCCCCAAGCAGGAUGUUGUUAUAUUGUGUUUGGAGGUCGUCCAGCGGGGGGGGGGGGGGGGGGGGUCUACAGUUCCA
Pungitius pungitius (ninespine stickleback) is the source of this 2270-nucleotide messenger RNA. RefSeq names its product ligand of numb-protein X 1 (gene lnx1). Lineage: Eukaryota; Metazoa; Chordata; Actinopteri; Perciformes; Gasterosteidae. Gene Ontology annotation, cellular component: cytoplasm. Gene Ontology annotation, biological process: ubiquitin-dependent protein catabolic process. The record is from RefSeq and is a predicted model, not a curated record. Gene Ontology annotation, molecular function: ubiquitin-protein transferase activity; protein binding. Bases 104 to 2035 code for a protein of 643 amino acids. The transcript has 10 exons.